AUGGAGUGGCGGACUUCUUCAUACGUGCGCGAAGAACCAGACCGGUUCAUCGAAGUCCGCAGUAGUCGGCGUCGCCGUUAUCGCACGUCUGUCGUCACUUGUGGGGUGGCGGUGCUUGCCUUCUGUGCCUUGAUCCUCUUGUUCUUCUACAUCUCCAUGCGCACCGCCACCACGCUCUUCGAUGCGGCGGUGACCGACACGGCGUGGUGGACGGCGUCUCGAAACGGGCUUGAACUGAAAGAGGCCCUGCACCGGCAAGCCCUGCAGAACGCGCCGCCCGCCCACGCCCUCUCCAUGCAUCAGAUUCUUUUCAUUAGCUGUAAUCGCCAUGAUCGCAGCCAAGCGUAUUGGGCCAACAUCGCGGUGGCGGCGCAGUGCGAGCUGCUCUCCAGGAAUGACCGGGCAGCAGCCGCACCAUGCCGGCGGCUCUACGCCGGUCAAACUCCUUUGAGUCUCAGUGGUGAUGUUUUAGCAGAGGAAAAGAAGUGGCUUCGAGAGGCGGCGCCGCUGACGUCGUUGGCGGAUGUCCCCCUCGGCGCCUGCGGCUCCGUCUACGACUCUCCCGUCGCUGCCCAGCACCGCGCGUCCAUGCUGUCGUCGGUCAAGGCAGACGACGCGGCGGCACGUAGCGCAGCCUUGCGCUUUCCUGUUGCACCGGUCACGGCGGCCCCCCUCCCCCUCGACGCGGCGUUGUGGCUCGGCGACGCGAUCUACGCGGACAAGCGAGCCGACGGCGAAGACGGCCAGUCGCUGUUCUUCCACCACACGAACACCCUCGCGGAUGUCGGCCAUUUCUGGCGUGUGCAGCGCGAUGCACCGGAGUACGGCGCCUUUGUGUCAAGCUGCGUCGCCACGACGACGACUGCCGCAUCGCCUUCCAAUGAAACACUCCCUAAACCCUCCGUACGCGUCUUAGGCGCGGAGGAAGCAGACGCCAAACGCCAAGAGCGGAAAACGCUCCCAGUCACCACAGCAACGCAGGCCCCAACUCGGAUAGAGGUGUUGGGUCAUAUGGCCAACACAGCCAACACUCUCAUCAUUCCCGAUCCGCCGGCCGUGGUUGCCGGGCCGCAGCACAACGUCUGGGGCACCUGGGAUGAUCAUGACAUGGGCAAGAACGACGGAGGCAAAGAGUACCCCUACAAACACGUAACCCAACGGUUUUUUCUCGACUUCUUGAAGGCUCCUGCAACGGACCCGCGGUGGACGCGUGCCGGGGUGCACGAGGCAUACACGUUGCCUUUCCACGCCGUGGUGGACGACUCCAAACGCUGGGGACGCUCAUUGGAGAAUCUUUUGAAUCAGCUCUACGAGUACGCCGUGUGUGUGAUUCUGCUGGACGUGCGCUCCUUCCGUGACCCGCCCAACGCAACCCACGUCGGCGAUAUGCUCGGCGCGGCGCAGUGGGCGUGGUUCGAAGCGCAACUCCAGCGCUUCACCACACGCACCGCUGACGGUCGGGAACCGUGCGCCGUCACUCUUAUCGGGAGCGGUAUUCAGUUCAUGCUGGAUGAGAAGCCCGCAGAGAACUGGGCCGCGUUCCCCGACGCGCGAGACCGCCUGCUGGGUCUUCUUCGCAUUUACAAGGCGGAGCGGGUUGCCCUCCUGACCGGUGACGUGCACAUGGGUGAGCUAGGCGGCGACUUCACGGAGCACACGAUUGCGCACGUCCUCGGCUACCCACUGCUGGAGGCCACCAGCUCGGGUCUGACGCACAGCGCGAACAUGUUACUCCUGCCAGCCGUUCUCCCGCGGUUUUUCCGCACACCGCGCCGACUGUCCCUGUACGUGGAGAAGAACUUUGGCAUGGUGCGGCUGUCGGUGGAUUUGCUGCGCUUGCCCGCCCUUCGUCCUUACUUUAAUGACACAAUUAAACCUGCCGGUCCGUCGUCGGGUCUUUUCCGGACCGUGGAGGAGCGUCAGGCCGCUCGCGCCGUCGUGCAGCGGGCGCUCAACGUCACCUUCACCAUUUUCUCCAUCCCACAGCACGGGCAGCCGGUGCACCGGCUCAACUUUCCGCUUUCCAUGCUGACCUACGCCGACGGCCCCGCCUAUCUGGACGCGGCGGUGGAUCCGUACAGCGGGGACGUGCAGAUCCAGAACGCGGCGGAUGGGACGUCUACGCCGACUAAGGCGACGGCGACGGGAGCACCGCCUGGCGUCACCACCUUCACCCUGCGGAACGGCACAACUGUGUCGGUCGUCCAUUACCCCGUCUCCACUCCUGUGCCGUUUGUGACGUGGGGCAGUCGCGUGGCCCAGCGCUACGUCUUCACGCGCAGCUCUGUGUCGGAGUCGAUGAAGUGGUGUGUCCUUUCGCACGUCUGCGUCUCCGUUGUGUGUCUGGUCCUGUGUAUGGGAUGGGUCUUGCGCUGGGUGCGACGGCGACGACGGCAGCAGCGACAGCAGCGAAGGGCAGAGGGGCAGGCGCCGCUGCUGUCGCGCAAUACGGAGCUGCGCGGCGACGCGAUAAAUUUGGCGCCGGCUCCGCAGAGAUGGUGGAAGAAGCUGCUCCAUCGAUUGCGGAAAGACAAGAAUGGAUGA
This is a messenger RNA of Leptomonas pyrrhocoris, 2544 nucleotides long. RefSeq lists its product as hypothetical. Lineage: Eukaryota; Euglenozoa; Kinetoplastea; Trypanosomatida; Trypanosomatidae. The coding region runs from base 1 to 2544 and encodes 847 amino acids. The record is from RefSeq and is a predicted model, not a curated record. The transcript has a single exon.